AUGCUGAGCUUAAGCCGCGGGGAAGGCGCUGGUAGGAUCCCCUUGGCCCCCCGGGCCCCCGGCUGCAGCCAGCUCCCGCGGACAGCGGCCCCCGCCGAGGGCACGAAUGCCAGCUCCCGGCUCUGCUUCGCGGUGGUGCUGGUGCUGCUGACGCUCACGCCCGGAGUGGACUCCUCGUGGUGGUACAUCGGGGCACUGGGGGCAAGGGUGAUCUGCGAUAACAUCCCUGGAUUAGUCAACAAGCAACGGCAACUCUGCCAGAGGUACCCUGAUAUCAUGCAGUCUGUCGGGGAGGGGGCCAAAGAGUGGAUCCGGGAAUGCCAACACCAGUUCCGGCACCACCGCUGGAACUGCAGCACGCUGGAUAGAGACCACACGGUCUUCGGGAGAGUCAUGCUACGCAGCAGCAGAGAGGCGGCCUUCGUCUACGCCAUCUCCUCGGCCGGGGUCGUCUACGCCAUCACCCGGGCCUGCAGCCAAGGGGAGCUGAAAGCCUGCAGCUGCGACCCCCUGAAGCGUGGCCGUUCCAAGGACGAGCGAGGGGAGUUCGACUGGGGCGGCUGCAGCGACAACAUCCACUACGGGAUCAAGUUCGCCAAGGCCUUUGUGGACGCCAAGGAGAAGAAGGUGAAGGACGCCCGGGCGCUGAUGAACCUGCACAACAACCGCUGCGGGAGGACGGCUGUCAAGCGAUUCCUGAAGCUGGAGUGUAAAUGCCAUGGAGUCAGCGGCUCCUGCACCCUAAGGACUUGUUGGUUGGCAAUGUCAGAUUUUCGGAAAACUGGGGAUUACCUUAGGAAGAAAUACAAUGGGGCCAUCCAGGUGACAAUGAACCAGGAUGGCACCGGCUUCACCGUGGCCAACAAGAACUUCAGGAAACCCACCAAAACAGACCUGGUGUACUUUGAGAACUCUCCUGAUUACUGUGUGAUGGACAAGUCGGCAGGUUCCCUGGGGACGGCGGGUCGUGUGUGCAAUAAGCUGUCCCGUGGGACCGACGGCUGCGAGGUCAUGUGCUGUGGCCGGGGCUAUGACACCACCCGCGUCACGCGUAUCACCAAGUGCGAGUGCAAGUUCCACUGGUGCUGCGCUGUGCGCUGCAAGGAGUGCGAGGACACUGUUGACGUGCACACGUGUAAAGCACCGAAGCGGGCCGAGUGGUUAGACCAAACCUGA
Molecule: messenger RNA, 1176 nt
Organism: Emys orbicularis (European pond turtle)
Lineage: Eukaryota; Metazoa; Chordata; Testudines; Emydidae
Gene: WNT2B
Product: Wnt family member 2B
Exons: 5
Coding region: 1-1176 (391 amino acids)
Biological process (GO): neuron differentiation; cell fate commitment; multicellular organism development
Cellular component (GO): extracellular region
Molecular function (GO): frizzled binding; cytokine activity
Source: RefSeq, a predicted model, not a curated record